Molecule: messenger RNA, 720 nt
Organism: Anopheles stephensi (Asian malaria mosquito)
Lineage: Eukaryota; Metazoa; Arthropoda; Insecta; Diptera; Culicidae
Exons: 2
Coding region: 67-480 (137 amino acids)
Source: RefSeq, a predicted model, not a curated record
UGUAAAAGUGGGGGUGAUAUAUGGGGGGGGGGGGGGAGAGAGAAGUAUCGUGGAACGAGUGGAACGAUGGAACCAAAGCAAAACCCGCAAGCAAUCAAGCCAUGUCAGCAAGCAACUGAACCACCACCCCGGGCCCCGCACAAUGUACAGCAAAAACGUACGAAGAAGCGAACCGAGGAACGCGGCAGCAAAAGGAACGAAAAAGCCCUCUCAACCCUACCAACCAAAUGCAAGACCCCGAGAGCCGUAACCGCACAACCAAUAGCAAGCAGCAAAGCAGGAGCAGUACCACCAGCACGGCCACCACGCCGUACCCCGAAUCUUGCCUUUAAGGUUAUAGUUACACCGUUUCCGCCGUCGGGCGAAAAUCUGCUGGAUCUGGUCUACCCCAGGACUGCCAGUCAAUUUUGCGACGAUGCAGCGAAUGUAUUUGGCGCGGAUCUCGGUAACACACAACCUGGAAGAGCGCUUACAAGCUGACGUUCGUUUAAAGCCGCCGUUGUGUAAGGUUAAAGUUACACGCAGUUCGGUUAAAAUGCCUGUUGGUCGUGUCGGGAGUAUAUUGUUGGCUAGAACCAGGUUCAGGUUUUACGGCGAAGAGAUUGCUGCUUGCAACACACCACAGUGCUCUGGAUGCUUGCUGAUGGAGAAGCUGUAAGAGGAUAGAAGAAACGGGCACGGCCAGCAGUCUGCUGGUCCGCCGGUUCCCGGUUUUUUUUU